GCUGAAUUUCGUUGUCGAACGCAAUUGGUGGAUUGUAGAUCGCUUGGCAUGAGCAACAAGAGGAAGGAAGAGCACCUGCCAGCAGGGUUCUUCGACGACCCCGUCGCGGAUGCCAAGGCGCGUAAGUUGAACGUCAAGGAAGAAGUAGCGAAAGCUCAGGAGCGAGAAUGGCAGGAUUUCCAGAAUUUCGUUGCGUCUGUGGAGACUGAGGAAACGAGCGAAGAGAAGGUCAAGACUGCGGCGGAGGAGGCGGAGGAAGUGGAAGCGCUAGAGAAACUGCAGCAAAUGCAGUAUAUGAACAGAGUCCGAAAGACCAUCUUGCUCGUGACAAAGGCAGACGCAAGUGAAGUCAAGGAUGAAGACACGGCGGAGCUCGAGAACGUUGAAGACCCCACCGUCGACUCUCCCGCUGAAAUCGUCGCCCAAGUCAUGGAGAAGCGAGCUGCAUUGGAAUUGAAUCGAAAAGCCCUUGACGAUGCAGAGAAUGCCACAGACGACGACGACAAUAUAUUGGACUGGCGGGCCAAGCAGUGGUGAGCGCAUGGACUGAGACUAUCAAAGUGCCCUUGUACCUCUUGCGAUUCCGUUGCUGAAGAGUUCUAAAUUGUUCUCGUCCAUUCCGAAGCUGGAGUUAUAUUUGAGAUAGCAGCUGGCACAGAAGCAUUUGAGUUUCGCCAGCAACUCACUACGACUCGGAUCAAAUUGUUGGAACAACUUUCUUUUUUACAAGCGUCGCAGAGUCACUUAAUUUUAUAGGAAAUUAGUGAUAAGGUACAAAAUAAUGCCGCAUCCGAUCAUCAGCACCGGCGUGUCCAUCGUGUGGGGCGCCGUCGCUUCUGCGUACGCCAUUGUAGGUGGCAGCACCAACAUAGCCACGAGAACUUGGGUGAAGCUACCAAAGUCGGCGUAUUGGAUUGCGGGAAAGAUCAUCCCCGACAGGAACACGCACGCCGAUCCUUCCCAGCUGCGCGUGUACUUGCGUGUCGAAAAGCAACCGGCUGUCUUGUACUUGUGCUUGCCCCAUGCAAUGCCGACGGGCUCCGCCAAACCGUCACCGAUACCAGUGAUGUAGAUGAUAAUGAACGUGAGCGCACCUUGUUCGCCAAAGAGCCACUUGAAGAAGAGCAAGAUGAACAGACCAGGGGCAAUGUUUCCAGCAAUGAUCCACUUCAACGUAUGUGGUCGAUCUUCGGGGCGAUCCAGCGAGUUGAAUUGUAGCAUGAAAAACGACAUAUUCUCGCGAAAUGGCUUGAUCAGGACGAAGAACCCCAACAUCGUGAAGAAAUCACCCCAACCGAGGGCCAGCGGGCCGUGGUAGUUGCUCUUAAUGACCAAAGGCACCAUGUACGCGGCGAAAUGUUGCAGCUUUCGGGUGUAGUUGACCUUGAACGCCGAGUUCUUGUUCGUGAUGAUGUAACCCUUAUCAUCAACUGUGCAGAAGCAUCGGCAAAUGAUACCACCGAUCAACGACACGAGCAUCAUGCAGCCGAGCUUCGGCAGCUGCAUGAGCCAGAACGUAGGAUCCGUGAAGUAUUCCGGGGAAAAGUAGUACGUCAAUACAACCAUGACCGCCAGGUACAACAGCAUGAAGAUCAAAAACACCAUGUCGAAUGUGUUGACCCAGCUGUCUUCGUAGUCGCCUGCAACUUCACCUUCUUCACACAGCGACGACUUUUCCUUUUUGAUCGACGUCAACGAUAGCUUUUCGUCCGUGGCGCCGUACUUGGGGCCGGCAAAUUUGGGUAGAGCUUGACCUUGGGGCACUGGCCAGAUCCAUCGCAGUAGCACAAAGAUGAGGAAGAGGGUCACCACAGGCAGCAAGAUGAUGGUGAGGCGUUGCGCUAGCGAGAUGUCGUCUGCCCAACUGUUGUGGGGCACAACCGGUGCCGCCGCCGUGCUCAUCGAUGACGUCGGGGGAAG
This is a messenger RNA of Aphanomyces invadans, 1920 nucleotides long. RefSeq lists its product as hypothetical. The transcript has a single exon. NCBI's taxonomy places the organism in Eukaryota, Oomycota, Saprolegniomycetes, Saprolegniales, Verrucalvaceae. The coding region runs from base 49 to 537 and encodes 162 amino acids. The record is from RefSeq and is a predicted model, not a curated record.